Messenger RNA from Sparassis crispa, 798 nucleotides. RefSeq lists its product as hypothetical. The record is from RefSeq and is a predicted model, not a curated record. The coding region runs from base 1 to 798 and encodes 265 amino acids. Lineage: Eukaryota; Fungi; Basidiomycota; Agaricomycetes; Polyporales; Sparassidaceae. The transcript has 5 exons.
AUGCUUGAAGACCCCUCGCGUGUGCACCUCAGAAGCUUGCGGAUCCCCACAGGAUUCAAUCCUGGUGAAAAAGUGUCGGUCCUCUUGGCAGAAGUUGUCGAGCUUGCGUAUGCGCUCGCCAGCUCCCUUGGAAUUCGAUAUUUGCAUCUUGGGCUGUCAUCCGCUGGAUACAUGACCCUUCGAUGGUUGUCUCAGAUGGAAAGCCAACCCCGAGAAAUCAAGCUUUCAAACUUGGAGAUACAUAACCAGUUGAGCUACUGGCAGCUGCUGCAACCUUUUAUCGAUUCAUUGCAAGUGCUCCGCGUGGAGGGGUUUGACCGUUUUGAUACCGGCAAUGGUCUUGUGUGGCCUAGGUUGUCACGCGCAUUCCCUGCAGUCCAGGACCUUGUCGUAAUCGAUACAAAGUUGGCACAAGCAGCCCCUCUGAUGCAAUAUUUGAACAUUUUCUUUGACCAUACAGAUGCGGAAUCUCUCGAAUGCGUCGUGGGGCAGCUGUACGUGCUCGAUGGCCUGGCGCUCGCCGGAAUAACACUGUAUACCUCUUCUCCGUUGCAUGUCUCUGACUGUGUUUAUCAGAACUGGGCGCAGGAGGCUGCUGCACUCGUCUCGUCUCUGACUAAAAUCACCUUCGGUGAUGUCUCCGAUGACGAACACUACGUAAUGUUUUGCAUCACUCGUGCUGAAGGGAGUGUACCUGAGGUAGAGCGAAAGUCAUCAAGCGAGGAGUUUAACGCGCAGUGCGACUUACUCAAGCCAGGAUGCUCCGCAAAUUGGUCAAAUACUGUUUGUAUACAGUAG